Nomascus leucogenys (northern white-cheeked gibbon) is the source of this 1592-nucleotide messenger RNA. It is a transcript of the gene HOPX, whose product is annotated as HOP homeobox. The coding region runs from base 645 to 866 and encodes 73 amino acids. Gene Ontology annotation, cellular component: nucleus. Gene Ontology annotation, biological process: cell differentiation; regulation of transcription by RNA polymerase II. The transcript is spliced from 4 exons. Gene Ontology annotation, molecular function: DNA binding. The record is from RefSeq and is a predicted model, not a curated record. Lineage: Eukaryota; Metazoa; Chordata; Mammalia; Primates; Hylobatidae.
UGAAAUCAACCGCACCAGAUCUACGCUUUAAAAUGAGGCAACAUCUAACUGGAAACCCGCUCAAAGUAAGGAAGUGGGUGAAAAGACUCAGGGUCCCUUUUCUCUUCCCCGUUUUCUCUCAGCCACAUCUCUCUUAUCCUAUCUCGGUAAAGAAGCUUGCUUGGCUAGGAGAGAGGUCAGGGACAAGAAGAUAGUGACGAGAAAGUUCCAUGAGACUCUCAGAAGUCCCAGCCUGAACAUCAAACCUGAAUAACCAGGAGAGAUGUGACCUCGGCAUACUUUCAGUGGUUUACCCUCUGCCCACGCUGCAGGUUUUUCAGGUCCUUGCUCGAGUGUGCGCUCACAGGCGUAAAUAAACGUGCUAUCAGCAGCCUGCGUCAGCCAGCCCAGCUAUUUAAGCAGGCUGGCAUCAGCAAACACAGCUUCCAAACCCAGGGCUUGCGCUUGCCUUUGCCUCUUCCACACUAAUGACAGACUGCCCCACUGAGAAGGGUCUAGCGGAGCACAGGUCACCAACUGGGCAACAUUCAGAAAGUUAGUCUUCCUAUGCUCAUUUUCCUGGGCUGUUACAGAAGAAGACUGGAAGAGGUAAUUUCCAAGGUUCUUCCCAGCUCUGAAGUUGUGUGUCAAAGCGCGCAGGGACCAUGUCCGCGGAGACCGCGAGCGGCCCCACGGAGGACCAGGUGGAAAUCCUGGAGUACAACUUCAACAAGGUCGACAAGCACCCGGAUUCCACCACGCUGUGCCUCAUCGCGGCCGAGGCCGGCCUUUCCGAGGAGGAGACCCAGAAAUGGUUUAAGCAACGCCUGGCAAAGUGGCGGCGCUCAGAAGGCCUGCCCUCAGAGUGCAGAUCCGUCACAGACUAAGGAGAUGGCAGGCAUUGACAGCUUCACUCCGUGAAGACCAUCUCUGUUUCUCUCCUCCGCUUAACCAAGCUGUUGUGGUUUUUCAGCAUAGUGUUGUAUGUUCCAUUGCUAGCUGUCCUGCUGUUUAGCACAGUGUUGUAUUUUUUUUCUAAAUGUACAUAAUUAGAAAAGAAAAUAACAAUAGGAAGCUAUGUGUAUCUUCUGUGUAAAGCAGUGGCUUCACUGGAAAAAUGGUGUGGCUUGCACUUCCCUUUGAGUCAUGAUGACAGAUGGUGUGAAAACCAUCUAAGUUUGCUUUUGACCAUCACCUCCCAGUAGCAAUUUGCUUUCAUAAUCCAUUUAGCAAUCUAGGCCUCUGUUGAAAAGAUAGUAUGAGGGAGAAGGGAACACAUUUCCUUCUGAACUUACUUCCUAAGUCACUUUCCUUAUGCUUCAUAUAAUACAAUGAUGGCUGAGUGAAAAUACAGAAGGGGUGUUUGAGUAUUCAGAUUUCAUAAACACUUCCUUGGAAUAUAGCUGCAUUAACUUGGAAAGAAGCCUGUUGGGCCAGAAGACAGAAACUCCAAAUGGCAAAAAAGCAAGCAUCUAAGAAAAAAAACCACCAAAGGUCUUGAAUUUACUAUAUUUAAAUGCAUUGGUUAAGUUUAUUUUGCUAAAUAAAGUGAACUGCUUUUUGUCUCUAAAAUGAUAUUCUAAAUAAAACCUUAACUUUUUGUUGAAGAUGCA